This is a messenger RNA of Nicotiana attenuata, 1170 nucleotides long. RefSeq names its product putative F-box protein At1g19160. The transcript has a single exon. Gene Ontology annotation, molecular function: protein binding. Lineage: Eukaryota; Viridiplantae; Streptophyta; Magnoliopsida; Solanales; Solanaceae. Bases 1 to 1170 code for a protein of 389 amino acids. The record is from RefSeq and is a predicted model, not a curated record.
AUGGAACGGAGCUCUAACAUCAUCGAUCUGCCUAAUGAAGUCCUGGUGGAUAUACUCUCCAGGCUUGCAGUCCAACAUGUCCACCAACUUCAGGCAGUUUCAAAGCUAUGGCUCAGAACUAUCUCUAGUCCACAUUUCAGAAGACUCUACAACAAGAAAUCCUUGAAUCGUCCUCGAGCACGUGUAGUUCAAGUAUCCGACUACAAGCAUUCACCGAGUGGCAUGGAAAUGAUUAGUCGAACUAUUUCUAUUUCGACCAUGGAUCUCGCUGUAGACAACAACGAGAUCCAGAAAGAUUUCAGUUUUGAGGAUAUUAUUGCCCCUGAACACUCUUUCUUCAUCUUCUCCAACCUCAUCAUUUUCAAUCACAAGGUAUGCAACCCCACUACUAAAGAAAUCAAAGGCUUACCAAUUUCAAGCUAUCCGUCAGUUAGUUUUGAUGUCGCCUAUAUCCCUUCCAACAAUACAUACAAGAUUGUCCAUCUAUAUGGUACCAAGACUGGCCCCAAUUACAACUUUAACUAUGGUGGUAGUGCUGUGGAGUUCAGAUUUGAGACGCUCACACUAAGAGAUGGUGGACCAAUUCCUAGCUCUUGGCAAUCCCUAGCACACCAAGAAUGGUUUUCUUACAAGGUUCAUUCAACAUGUGUAAAUAAUGUAAUUUAUUGGUUGGUUGGAAGAGUAGAUAGAAUGGAAAAGCAUAUUAUUUCGAUGGAAAUUGAAACUGAAGAGUUCUUGAGUUCUGUUUGUUGCCCCAAAGAUCCCUAUUAUGAAGAGUUUCCACUAAUUGAGAAUGGUGAGUUGGCUGAUUUGAAUGGGAAAUUAUGUUUAGCUUACCAAUCAGAAGAAUUGUCAAGGAUAGAUCUAUACGUUCUCAAGGAUCAUAAGAAGCAAGAAUGGGUCAAGGAACACAUCAUCAAUUUUGGUAUAGGAAGUUUGUUCAAUGUAAUUGGGUAUGUACCGUUAAAAGGUAACAAUGGUGAAAUUAUGAUUGACAGCGGUAAGCAGCCUCUCCUCUACAACAUUGAAGAGAAAAGGCUUAGAAAACUGCCAAGACCUAAAAUGAAGAUUCAUAUUGGUUUGUACAUUGAUAGAUGUUUUAACUUAGGAAGCGCAAGACUAUCUUUGCAGCCGAGAGUAGAUUUGUUAUCUGAGGGAGAUCAACUAUGA